AUGUUGCAUGUCCGGUGGCUUUCAGGGGAGGAGUUGGCGACCUUGCCUCUCGAAGGCUUGCGCGACAUAAGGUCAGUGAAGCAGGUUUUGCAUAAAGAGCACGGCUUGCCUCCCCGAUUUCGGCAGAGACUCCUGCUUGGAGGGGGAAGCGUAGAAGAUGCUGUGGAGGUAGAUGCAUCCAUGAACAUGCAGCUCGUCCUGCUGGCUUUCUCCGACACAUCCCAGGAAGGGGCCCUACAGAUGGUCCGGUUUGCUGAAAGUGGUGACACCAAGGAGGUUGAGGCUUUGCUUCAGCUGCCUCAAGAUCCGGACUUGGCAUGCUUGAGACACCAGAGACCUCUUUCCAGGGCUGCGCGACAGGGCCAUACCGCCGUGGUACACUUGCUGUUGGAGGCCAAGGCUGGCCUUAACUUGGGAAACGGCGAUGGCACGACGGCCUUGAUGUACUCGGCGUUCUACGGCCACGAAGAGGUCACGCGCGUGCUGUUGGACGCAGGCGCAGAUCCCAAUGUUCUGCGGAACGAUGGUGCAAGCGCCUGCCUAGGCGCGGCCUACCAGGGCUAUUUGGAGAUUGUGCGGAUGCUGUUGGAAGCGAGCGCCGACAAGGAUUCGGCGCGAAACGAUGGUGCAACGGUGUUGAUGGUCGCUUGUUACCAGGGCCAUGCGGAAGUGGUGCGACUGCUGACGGAGGUCCGGGCUUCCUUGGACAGGGCCGACUUCGCGCAAAGCACGGCCUUGAUGUGUGCAAGCCAGGAAGGCUACUUAGAGACGGUGCGUUUGCUGUUGAGGGCAGGUGCGAAGAAAGAUCUGGCCGACACCGAAGGAACCACAGCACUGCUGCUCGCGUGCCACGACGGGCAUCUGGAAGUGGCCCGGCUACUGCUGGAGGCUCGGGCCCAGACAGACCCACGAAACGUUGAGGGCAUUACACCCCUCAUGAUCGCGGCAAGGGAUGGCAAUGCUGCCAUUGUUCGCUUGCUGCUGGAAGCCGGUGCAGACACAGGCUUGCUGGACUCUUCAGGCAAGACUGCGCUUCAGGAGGCAGCUUUGGAGGGGCAUCAUGAUGUGGUCCAGCUGCUCAGGGCCAAGCGGCCUCGUAGCGAAUAA
Messenger RNA from Symbiodinium sp. CCMP2456, 1107 nucleotides. The record is from the annotation of a GenBank genome assembly. Lineage: Eukaryota; Dinophyceae; Suessiales; Symbiodiniaceae.